AUGAUGGCUGUCACAAGAUCAUCAAGUCAUUAAUCAUGUCAAACCUAGGGAACGAUGGAGAAUGUCAGUUAGAAGUGGACUUUGUGGAUGAAGGUGACCUUGAUGGACGUUACAAAACGUGUUUAAAAAAUCCUGGUCACAAAGAAUUUUUGUCAUUGACAUCUUUACAAUUUAAAGAUUUACAUGAACAUCAUCGGACACCUUGUACCUUAGAUUUUAUUUAUCAUGUGGCACAGUUCACUGUGAGGUUAGUGGUAGAUUUCAUCAGUCCUGACAGACCAUGUCAUUGUGGACAAGAAAACACAAGCCAAGACAGACAAUGUAAAUGUUUAAGGGGAAAUAUCAGACACGUAGGAAGUGGUUUGGUAACAGGACUGGCUGGACCUGAUGAACUAACACCUGACAUGAGAGACUCCACAAAAACCUAUUUUAUGAUGGUCACAGCCGCACAUGUUAUAUUUGACACAAGUGAAGCCCAGAAGACAGAGAUUGAAUUUUUUUAUGAUGAUCCACAUGACAGGAGUACAGUGAGGAAAGCUUUUGGUUUGAGAGUUUUAAAUACAAACUUAGAAGCUGACUUUAGUGAAGUGCUCUGUCUUACUGAGGAUCACGUGAUUUCUGGAAAAUUGAAUAAUCCUAAGUUCAAAAGAAAAUUAAGCGAUGAAAUAAGGCUCUCUUUAAUUCGGUCGCCUAGCGAUAGUUUUCAAAAGGAACGUAAGACAUCAUCUCAGGAUUUUACUUUCCACAUCUCCCAUCCACACGGGACAUCAAAGAAAGUGACUUUAGGAAACAUUGUGAGUGCAGACACACGUCAAGGACAUUACCAACUAAUUUAUAGUCUGGCAACAUGUAGAGGGUCGUCUGGUGGACCUGUAUGUGUUAUUCCAGAAAAUAUAUAUAUCACAAUCUAUAAACUUAUAAUCUAUAAAUUUAGAAACUUAGAAUCUAUUUUUAGUGUCCCACAUGCAAGACAUCAUGACAAUAAUUUGAACUCAAGUUCAUCGUGGACUCUGUAU
Molecule: messenger RNA, 1016 nt
Organism: Lymnaea stagnalis (great pond snail)
Lineage: Eukaryota; Metazoa; Mollusca; Gastropoda; Lymnaeidae
Source: the annotation of a GenBank genome assembly